GUAGAGGAAGUACAGAGUUUGUAAACACGCCUGAACGUUCAGCGUUGAAUAGAGGAAUUUCUUCACGUGAACAGGCGUAAAUGUGUUGUUUGCCAUUGAAGUGAGAAUGGAAAGGAGCGAAGUGACAGUUUCCGCCAUUAAAGCUUUGGGGUACCUGAGCAGGUCCUGUCUGACACGGUGUAAAUGCGAAGAGCUUCCCUGUCCACUUCUCAACUGGCUGUGUGCAGAGCUGAGGAACACAUGUCCAGAGCUGCAAGACUCAGUUGGAUCAUGCAAAGUGUUCCUGGUUGGAGAGCUGAGACAUUUACUGUCAGACAUGUGCUCUCCCCUAACUGAUCUGACCUCAGAGGUGCUGGAACCAUCCAUCCUCAACAAAGUCACUGAAUUCCUUGUGUCAGAACUGCAAGCCGCUCGCAUAAUUACACAUAAGGAAUCGCAUCCUGAGGAGAAGACGACGAUAAGCGAGGAUUCUGAAAAAGAGCAGCGAGUGGAAGACCACAGCCAUAAACUCCCUGAAUUUUGUGAGGAAGAUGAUGAGGAAAAUGAUGUUCCAGACAAAGAGAGAAGGAACACUGAGAUGCAGGCAGAGUGGAUAUUACUGUUGCAUGCUCUUGACAUGGACACAUCCUCUCAACAUGCAGAUGUGUUGAAUGAGGUAGAGUCGAGGAUUGCACGUCUACCAUAUGAAGGCAUGAUGGAUCCUCUCCUUAACACCAGCCUGAGCGCCGCACAGUGGGUUCAAGUAAAAAAGAUCAAUAAACUUUUGUCAAAGGACUAUCAGUGUCGGUGGCAAAUGAUGAUCAAGCGCUUUCAAGUUACACUUGAGUCAUUUGCAUGGGGAGAAAAUCAAACGGAGCGUAGGGAAGUGCUCGCCUCAGUGCCAAGGCUCUCGUCUCUCUCUGGCUCUUCCCGGGUGUCUCUGUCUCUUCUGCUGGCUGCCAGACAGGAUCAGUCCUUCAUCACGCCAAUUAAGGCUGGAAAAAGCACAUCUGUGUACAAGAUACGGAUGGGCAGUGUACCUGACCGAGGAGGGCGACCAGGGGAAAUUGAGCCACCUAUGCCGGCGUGGGAAGGACGAAGAGCAAAGGGUCACCAUUCAGGACGAGGAGGUGGACACCAGCGGCAAAAAUUUCCCAAUAAGAGGAAAGGGAAAAAGGAGUAGCACAUCUUUCUUUUGGGCUUUAUAUAGAAAUAAGUGAUCAUUUAAAUUUUCCUUAAUUGGCCAUUGAAUGCCACAUAAAAUUUAUUUUAUAUAGUUAUAAAUGGGAGCACAGUUUUCACAAAAUAGUUCACAGACACAUCUGAAUGAUCACCUAAGUUGAGGUGGCUGUCGUGUGCUGUGGGUGACUCAAAACUGAAAGGUUUGUUUUGUUUAUCAAAAGAUUAAAAAAUAAAGCUUGAUUUUCUUUGGCA
Solea solea (common sole) is the source of this 1413-nucleotide messenger RNA. RefSeq lists its product as uncharacterized. The transcript is spliced from 8 exons. Lineage: Eukaryota; Metazoa; Chordata; Actinopteri; Pleuronectiformes; Soleidae. Gene Ontology annotation, cellular component: tRNA-splicing ligase complex. The coding region runs from base 107 to 1162 and encodes 351 amino acids. The record is from RefSeq and is a predicted model, not a curated record.